UGACCGACUCGGUACCAUUUCAUUAGUUCGACCCGUGUUAUUCUUGUUUGGCAGUGCACAAUGAAUUUGUGUGAAGAAAAUUUUUCCCAUCUUUCCCAACAGCAAUUUACGUUCUGAUCGUUCGAUUCAAACCAUGAUCCAACUCGUCAUUGCUAUCGCCGCCAUUAUUUCAAUCCAAGCCGCUUCGCAACAUACGCCAUUGAGAUCGGAGGAAUUUGAUUUAAAUCACGGAUGGCACGUCGAAAACGCCAAUGGAACGAUCAGAUUGGAAAACGUGACGGUACCAUCGGGAGUCUAUACUACUCUGGAACAGGCUCAUAUCAUUGGAUCACUUUACGAUGGCAAAAAUGACCUAACUACGAAAUGGAUCGCGAAAGAUAACUGGACCUACUCAUUGGAUAUACCAUGUGACGCUCUGGAUCUUAGCUAUACACACGUUGUACUAACAUUUCAUGGAGUUGAUACAUUUGCCGAUGUUUAUUUCAAUGGUGAUCUAUUGGGCAGGACAAACAAUAUGUUUGUCCGCUAUCGGUUUGACGUCAAAUUUAUGCUACGAGAUAAGUGCCAAGGAUCAUCAAACCUCCGUGUGGCGAUCCGGUCGCCCAUCGUGGAAGCAGCGGAUCUAGCUGCGAAAAACAACCAUUUGAAGGUGGUCCCCGAAUGUCCCCCGGAGGAGUACAACGGCGAAUGCCAUGUUAAUCAGAUUAGAAAAAUGCAAGCCAGUUUUUCCUGGGAUUGGGGUUUGUCCGCUCCUUCGAUGGGAAUAUGGAAGCCAGUACAAAUAGAGCUUUAUCACUCUGUCAAAAUAAGAGAUGUUACAUUUGCGUUGACUGAAGAGGACAAUAAUUGGAAAGUUUUGGUGGGAGCAUACCUGGAAACUGGUACUUCGAGUGAAAUUAUAAAGGGAACAUUGAGUUUUGAAAUAUUAGAAGCACAAAUAAUUACGAUCGACGAGAAGAGUGAUAAAAACGGUGAAAUACUAAUAGAAACGAUCCUAACAGUACCAAAAAAAUCUGUCGAGCUCUGGUGGCCAAACGGUCACGGCAGACAAGUAAUGUACAACUUAACCGUGAAAUGGGAUGACGAGAAUGCGAAUAACGCUCACAUCCAUUAUCACGGCAAAAUGUGGACGGAAAAAACUAUUCGCAUAGGCUUCCGUAGCGUAGAACUCAUCCAAGAGAAAACAGAUGACGGAUUAAUGUUCUAUUUCACGAUCAACAACAUUCCAAUAUUCAUGAAAGGAUCGAAUUGGAUACCAGCUUCUAUAUUGCCAGAGAGCUCGUAUAACGAAAACUACGUGAAGUACCUACUAGAUGCUACACGUGAUGCAAAUAUGAACAUGCUUCGCGUUUGGGGCGGAGGUUUGUACGAGAGCGACUACUUCUAUGAGCUUGCCGAUGAACUAGGAAUUCUGAUAUGGCAUGAUCUGAUGUUUGCAUGUUCCAUGUAUCCCGCUAACGACGAAUUCCUAGCAAAUGUGGCGUUGGAAGUACAGCAGAAUAUAAGACGCAUACAGCAUCAUCCGAGUGUGGCUAUUUGGGCGACCAACAACGAGAAUGAAGUUGCGCUGCGACAGAAUUGGUACGGAACUGCGUCUGAUGAGGAAGCCUACAUUGAGGAGUAUAAGAGACUUUAUGUGGAAGUUGUCCAGCCUGAAAUUCUAAGGGUAGACAAAUGGAGAACUGUGCUAAUAUCGUCUCCUUCGAAUGGUGAUCAAUCAACGGCGGAAGAUUAUACUGCAUCGAAUCCACAAGAUCCACGAUAUGGAGAUGUUCAUUACUAUAACUACGAAGCGGAUGGGUGGAAUCCAAAUACAUACUCCGGAGGUCGAUUCAUUUCCGAAUACGGAUUCCAGUCCUUUCCGGCACUUAGCAGUUGGCCUACCGAAAGCCUCAGUAGUGAUGAAUUGACGGAUCUUGUCGACCACCGCCAGCACAGUCCUUUGAGGAAUGAUCCAAUCUUGCUAAUGAUCGAACAAAACUUACCAAUGCCAUCAGUAAAUUCCACUUCUUAUUGGCAAGAUCUGAUGUAUCUAAGCCAAGUAUCACAAGCAAUGAUCGUGAAAACCGAAACAGAAGUAUAUCGUGCCAAGCGAGUAGAACAGGGUACUAUGGGGGCUCUCUACUGGCAGCUCAACGAUGUCUGGAUUGCGCCGUCUUGGUCCAGCAUUGAGUAUGGUGGAAAAUUUAAAAUCCUACACUACUGGAUGAAGCAAGUGCUCACUGAAUACCACAUCGUGGGUAUUAUAAAUCCUAUGAAGUUUUUGGAUCUGUACAUGAUCCGCGAUACGGUGGGCACCGAUGAGAAAUGGUCAAUUCACAUUAAAUUCUACAAUUGGACUAGUUUCACGCCAGCUCAUUCGCUUACUUUUGAAUCCAUGAACAUUCCAGAAAAUACCGUUGUCAAAGUAGACUCCUAUUACAUAUACGAGCAUUUGAAACAAUUCAACUUAGAUCCAAGUGACCAUAUUUUAUUAAUACAACUUCACUCGUAUAACGGAACAAAAUUGUCGGAAAAUUUUGUACUUCUUGAUAAACUCAAGAAUGCAAAGCACAUGCCAACACCAACCGUUGAAGUCAGGGUUGCAAAAGUGAAAUGUAGCCCGAAAACUAAUAUUGUUCAGUACAGUUUGACAGCAGACGUUAGUUCGCCAGCAUUAUUUCUGAAUAUGGAACUGAAACCGGAAAUAAACGCACAAUUGAAGCAAUGUCACUUCUCAAACAACGGUUUUCUACAGUUCACACCCUCGAAAACGAUCUACUUACGGUGUCUGGAUGUGGGAUGUAAAUCUGACUUGAAACCGGCCGAUUUCAAUGUGAUGAUGGUGAAUCAGUUUUUCGACUAAAAUGAAAAAUAAA
This is a messenger RNA of Topomyia yanbarensis, 2858 nucleotides long. Its product is annotated as beta-mannosidase-like. Gene Ontology annotation, molecular function: beta-mannosidase activity. Gene Ontology annotation, biological process: glycoprotein catabolic process. The coding region runs from base 134 to 2845 and encodes 903 amino acids. NCBI's taxonomy places the organism in Eukaryota, Metazoa, Arthropoda, Insecta, Diptera, Culicidae. The transcript has 7 exons. The record is from RefSeq and is a predicted model, not a curated record.